AUGCUGCAACAUCUUCCUGAAAGUCGGACGCUGCCCGCCCACGAGACGGAGACCAUGUCAACCCAAAGUUCGAACCAACAUAUCGAGGCUUAUGAGAUGGAGGAGUACGGAGGCGCCUCCGAACCGGAAGAUGAGCCGGUCCAGCAGGUGGAUACGAGCCGAAAUUUGACCGGAGCCAUUUUUGAAGCCUUCUCCGCCAUUAUCCUAAUCCAGGUGACUUGA
Messenger RNA from Protopolystoma xenopodis, 222 nucleotides. The record is from the annotation of a GenBank genome assembly. Lineage: Eukaryota; Metazoa; Platyhelminthes; Monogenea; Polystomatidea; Polystomatidae.